Prorocentrum cordatum is the source of this 348-nucleotide messenger RNA. The record is from the annotation of a GenBank genome assembly. NCBI's taxonomy places the organism in Eukaryota, Dinophyceae, Prorocentrales, Prorocentraceae.
AUGUCGAAGGAGGGUCACGACCAGUGCCUGGAGUACAAGAGCAGUGCUGCGCGUACCGGACACGCGAUGUCGGCAAGCAGUGCUACGACGAGCGCACGCUGGUCGAGGGCCACGGAGGCCGCCGGCGGCAGCGCCGACGCGUCCGGCGGAGCUGCAACGGCGGUGCGCCCCUCGCUCUGCGAGCGCUGGGCCGGGCCGCCCGGCCAGCGCGCCGCCGCCAGAGCACCGGGCCCCCGCCCGGCCAGCGCGCCGCCGCCAGAGGUGGAGCAGUGGCGAAGCAUCCUGGCUUGCCUGUGGGUCCGCCAGGGAAUUCGUCUGAGGACCUUUUGUCACCACCUACCAAAGUAG